UGAAGAUCAAACUCUCUUGCCUUCAAGUGCUGCCUUCAAGUGCUGGGGAAGUUUUCUUUUUGAUCCUCUCUUUUUCCAAAUAUCAAUAUAUCAAUAUUUUGGUGACAUAAUGGGACACUUAAAGAUUCGAGACUAUGACAGCAUCACAUCGUUCCUUGGAGCUUGGGGACCCUUUCAGAUGAGGAUUUUUUUGGCACUGGCCAUCAGCAUUUUCCCCAACGGAUUAGUUGGAGUCUAUAUAGUAUUCGUGGGCGAUUCCCCACCUCAUGAGUGCUAUAUCCCUGCAAAUAACAGCAUUAAUGAGAUGUGGAGAAAUGUGACUAUCCCUCUGGAGACUGUCAACGGCGUUGAAAAGCCAAGCUCCUGCUGGAGGCUUAACCUGGACAUUGUCAAAGACUACUCUCAAAAAGGAAUCAUCCCAAAUGUGGAUGUAAAUGUGAGCGAAAUACCUUUAGAGAAUUGUCUAAAUGGAUGGAUUUACAGCAAAGAAACGUACCAGUCAACUAUCGUCACAGAGUGGGACUUGGUGUGUGACAAUGCAUACAAACUUCCACUGGCUACCUCUAUCCAUUACGUUGGUGUACUGGUAGGAGCAUUUAUAUCAGGCCAGAUAUCUGACAGAUAUGGAAGGAGGCCAGCGCUCUUUCUCAUGAUGGCUCUCCAGACCGUUUCAAUCACAGCACAAAUAUUCUCACCGAGUUGGGAGAUCUUUACCUUGAUUUUCUUCUUCGUUGGUGGGGGAGGAUACUCCAACUACACAAUUGCAUUUGUGUUGGGUUCUGAAAUUCUCAGCCCAAAAGCCAGAGUGGUCUUCUGCUCUCUUGGGGUUUUUAUGACCUCUGCUUUGGGGUACAUGGUAAGCCCAGGUGUGGCUUACUUCCUCCGGGAUUGGCGAAUGCUGCUGAUUCCCAUGGCUGCCUCAAGCCUGAUCUAUCUCCCUCUUUGGUGGAUUGUACCAGAGUCUCCUCGCUGGCUCUUUUAUCAGGGAAGAGUGAAGGAGGCUGAGGCAAUACUGAGGGACGCUGCCAGGAGAAAUAAUGUCAAGGCCCCAGAGGAAAUUUUCACAAGCGCUGAGAUUGAAGAUGCACUGGCUAUAAAAGAGAAGAAAUACAAUGUUUUAAUUAUCCUACAAAACUGCAAUAUGUUUUCUCUGACAAUAGUGUGUUCACUUCUGUGGAUCGUCAUCACCAUCAGCUACUUCGCUUUAACCCUCAACACUUCAAACCUGCAUGGCGACCCUUAUUUAAACUGCUUCUUCUCUGCUUUGACCGAGGUACCAGCUUAUAUUCUGGCUCUUCUCUUGCUCAAGUUUUGCCCCAGGCGCAUCUGUCAGUCCUCUACACUGUUACUUGGAGGCAUUAUGAUCCUCUGUGUUAACCUUAUCCCUAUAGGUCUACCUGCUGUAUCUGUGUCUCUUGAGAUGUUGGGGAAGUUUGGUAUGACAGCUGCUUUUUGUAUUGUGUAUUCCGUCACAUCGGAGCACUUUCCCACUUUUAUCAGGAAUACAGCGAUGGGUUGUUGUUCAAUGGCGGCUCGCAUCGGAACAAUCAUCUCCCCAUUCAUCAUUUAUCUUGCGAGAUACAGUAAGUCUCUCCCGUACAUACUGAUGGGAGGCAUCGCUGUGGCUGGUGUUAUCCUGGCUCUCAUUCUCCCAGAAACAUUUAAAAAGCCUUUGCCAGAGACUGUAUCACAGAUGCAGCAGAUAUGCGGGAGACGAGGAAAGAAGGAGAAAGAAGCUGAAUAUGGAGAGAGCACAGCUGAUUUUCAGAGUAAAGAAUCAAAGUUGUAGUUCAUUGUUGUUUGCUUUUGUGUGUGUUUGUGUGUGUGUGUGUGUGAGGUUGUGUGUGUGGGGGCAUUAUUGCAAGAAAUGUACAAUUAAUGCAUACAUAUAGAGCAUAAACUUUUUCUCCUGAAGUUUUAAUCCUCCCUUGCAUGAGAAAAGAAAACCUCAAAUCUCACCUGAGUGUACAAGUUAAUGUGACAAGUUAAAAAUGUUUUUGUGAACUUAGUCACAUCUUUUGUUUAUGCGUUAAAGAAUGAUUAAAGUGAAAAGUAGUGGUAAAAGUGCUCUUUUGUUUGAUGAUUACUGCAUGACCAGGUUAAUGAUCGUUAAACUCACUAAAAUGGUGUGUUUGAUGUUAAUUUCAAAGUAACUUUUGCUUGAAUUGAUACAUAUUGUAACUGAAGUAUACUGUUGACUUACUAAACCCUAACUGACACAAGUCUUUAUAUUUUCUUUAUACAGUAUAGAAUUAUUUUAACUGUGUAUAUUUUAGCACAUUUCUGGUAUAUAAUCUUUGUUUGCUUUCAGUGUUUUGUUUAUACUUUGUAUUGAUCAGAUUGUGUGAACACAUGCACAUUUCACAAAAAAAUGAAUAUAAGUUGUCAAAUACCUACAUUUAAAAAAGUGAUAUGUUUUUGUAAAAAGUUGUGAAUCAGAAAAUAAAGA
Molecule: messenger RNA, 2449 nt
Organism: Cheilinus undulatus (humphead wrasse)
Lineage: Eukaryota; Metazoa; Chordata; Actinopteri; Labriformes; Labridae
Product: solute carrier family 22 member 4-like
Exons: 10
Coding region: 110-1789 (559 amino acids)
Biological process (GO): transmembrane transport
Cellular component (GO): membrane
Molecular function (GO): transmembrane transporter activity
Source: RefSeq, a predicted model, not a curated record